UAUAAAACCUUCAAGCACUAACUUUGUCGUCCUGUUAGCGUGCAACUCAGGCAAAAGAUCAUGAACUUCCCAGUGGUUCUCGUGGCUUUUUUCUUGGUUAGCCUAUCACAGGCUGCCCUGAGAGUGCCUUUGCACAAGUUCAGGUCCAUCAGGAAUUCUUUGAAAGACAUCGGCAUUUCAUCUGAAGAUAUUCUUAAGAAAGCACAGCAAGAGUUGAAGCACAAGUACUCAGUGGAGUAUGGUGGCCCAGAACCUCUCUCAAAUUAUCUUGAUGCUCAGUACUAUGGAGCCAUCACAAUUGGAACUCCUCCGCAGCCAUUCAAAGUGGUUUUUGACACUGGUUCUUCCAAUAUGUGGGUUCCCUCCAAGAAGUGCCCUUUGAGUGAUGUUGCAUGUUUAUUGCACAACAAGUAUGACAGCACCAAAUCUAGUACUUAUGUGGAAAAUGGCACCAAGUUUGAGAUCCAGUAUGGCAGUGGAAGCAUGAAGGGAUUUCUCAGCGCUGAUAAUGUGGAGAUUGCUGGUUUAACCGUAAAAAAACAAACAUUUGCUGAAGCCAUGAGUGAACCAGGAGUGGCCUUUGUUGCAGCAAAAUUUGAUGGAAUCCUUGGCAUGGCAUAUGAUACCAUAUCUGUUGAUGGUGUUGUUCCAGUUUUCUAUGAUAUGGUCCAACAAAGCCUUGUGCAGAAACCAGUUUUCUCAUUUUACUUGAACAGGGAUCCAUCUGGGUCACCGGGAGGGGAACUGAUCUUUGGUGGUUCCGACCCCAAGCACUAUACAGGAGACUUUACCUAUAUUCCUGUCUCUAAGAAGGGAUACUGGCAAUUUAAGAUGGACAGUGUGAUUGUGAAUGGAAAAUCAACCUUUUGCCAGGGUGGCUGUCAAGCUAUUGCUGAUACCGGUACCUCACUUAUUGGGGGACCUACCGCAGAAGUUAACAAGUUAAAUGAAAUGAUUGGUGCCAGUCCAAUAGUUGGUGGUGAGUACAUAAUUGACUGCAGCAAGGUUGACUCUCUCCCUCCAAUUGACUUUGUUCUUGGUGGAAAAAAUUUCACUCUCACUGGAAAAGAAUAUGUUCUCAAGGUGACAGUCAUGGGUCAAACUGAGUGUCUGAGUGGCUUCUUAGGUAUUGACAUCCCUGCUCCUGCUGGCCCCCUGUGGAUCUUGGGAGAUGUAUUUAUUGGCCCAUAUUAUACCGAGUUUGAUCUGGGAAACAAUCGUGUUGGUUUUGCUAAGACUAAGUGAGUCAUUUGGGAGGACACCUCAGCCACUGACGCUUAAGCAUGCAUCUUUUAGUCAUUCAAGUGAAGGAACCCUCUUAAAAAAUAUUAUUUUCAGUGUGAAACUUUUUUUUUAACUUGGUGGUUGCUUGGAAAGCCUAUUUUUAGAAACUUUUUAAUCUUAAAUUGAGUAGUUAAAUUGCUUUUAUCAUGUUGUUUGCAGUGUAGCCCUGAGAAUUUGUAAUAAAUGAUUUAUAGAUAA
Molecule: messenger RNA, 1482 nt
Organism: Stylophora pistillata
Lineage: Eukaryota; Metazoa; Cnidaria; Anthozoa; Scleractinia; Pocilloporidae
Product: lysosomal aspartic protease
Biological process (GO): proteolysis
Molecular function (GO): aspartic-type endopeptidase activity
Source: RefSeq, a predicted model, not a curated record